GCACAAAGGAACCGGAGGGAGAAUCCACCUUCCCAAGCACAGCCACACCACUGGCCUUACUCGACCACUUGUCAAGCUGACUAGCAGCAAGAAGAGGACUAGACAAUCAACAAUGUCGAGUGAUGACAAGAAUAAAGCAAAUGAACCCAAGAUGGAGCCCAAGACCUGCGACCCCAGAUGUGAGCAAAGGUGUGAUACCAAAUGCCAGCCCAGUUGCCUAAAGAAGCUACUGCAACGCUGCUCUGACAAGUGCCCACCACCAAAAUGUUCACCACCACCGAAGUGUUCACCAUGCCCCCCACCUUGCCCUGUGUGCCCUGUGGCAUGUCCUCCUCCGUGUCCUCCACCAUGCCCUCCCAAGCCCUGCCCUAAGCCUUGUCCUCCCAAAUGCCCACCUCCUUGCCCUCCUCCAUGCCCACCCCCAGAAUGAUGUAGCAUGGGCACCUUUCCACCUGCUGCCACCAGCCUCUCCACCAUGUAACCAUGAGGCUGGAAGUGAAACCAUGAACUGACAAGUAAACGUGUUCCUCUGCUGU
Messenger RNA from Ochotona curzoniae (black-lipped pika), 536 nucleotides. It is a transcript of the gene LELP1, whose product is annotated as late cornified envelope like proline rich 1. The record is from RefSeq and is a predicted model, not a curated record. The coding region runs from base 113 to 430 and encodes 105 amino acids. Lineage: Eukaryota; Metazoa; Chordata; Mammalia; Lagomorpha; Ochotonidae. The transcript is spliced from 2 exons. Gene Ontology annotation, cellular component: extracellular region.